AUGACCGCAAUUCCUGUGAAAAGAGCAGCGCUGCCCCACUCAUCGUCCAGUGAUGCCAAGACCGCCCGUCUGCAAGGCAUGGACUCGGCCCACAGCCAACCUCUUUCGACCACGACCCCCAAAGCCCGUUCUGCGUUGGCAGCUGCGGCGAAGGGGAUUCGGAAGCCAGCGGGGUUCAAUCAUGUGUUGGUCAACUUCUUUGAUGCCAUUCUGGAGGAGAGGAAUUGUAUGUCCUCCUCAGCUUCGGCGUGCGAUUGGGGAGCAAGUGGGUGGGGGUCAGGGAGCUGACUGAACAGGGGCUCUGACCAGACGACGAGGCUUUGUUGGCGCUCGAGGGUAUGAUUGCUCAUCAUCAGAUACCGCAUCAGUAAGUGCACAGACGAGCAUGCCGUGAAGAGUGUUUCCCAUGCUGACUACGCCGCCUCUCCACCAGAACUCAUAUCCGCCAACUGCUCUCUCUCUCGUUGAGCACGCUCUCCUCCCUCGGUGGACCCUCAACCACGACUUCCACAUCAACUCUGACCCCAACUGUCUCUUCUACGACCCUCGAUCCGAUCCCCUUGACCGAACGCAAGCUGCGACUCCAAGCACUCCAUCUGCUCGAACGCAUCGCCCGAUCCAACAGCGUCCAAGCAAUUCUUCGUUCCGUACCCGGUCACGCACCGAGGGAUCCAUUGCUCCAAGCCUUAUACGAGGACUAUCUACCGACUUCCAAGUCUCUCAACCCCGACAAUGGUCCGAUCGAUGACGAUCGCCUGGACGAAGUCAUCAUCGACGAAGCCGAAGACGACGAUACCGAACUCGUCGUUUCCGCCCGUCGAAUGGCUCAGCGAACGACGUGCGAGGACGUCUGGGCUCUCUUGGGUGGUUCGGCCGAUCGAAUUCCCAAGAGUAGGGAUAAGGAUAGGCCCUUGACGAAAGGGGGGUGGGAGACGUUGGGGAUGUUCGUCGCAAGUUGGGAGGACGAACAGAGGAUGAAGGUCCAGACGCCGAAUGGUGAGGACGACAGCAGAGUGACCGACUUUGGAUCGAUCCGCAGCAGAGUCGCUGAUGGCAUGUCUUGACAGGGGUACGAGAGGUGGGUUUUGCACCUAGUCUGAUGCAGACGUUCAAAUCCAACUCGAUCGGUAUCAGGGAAGUUUCGCCUCGAGUGCUUGAUAUCGUUUUUUGGCCGUUCAGCAAAGUCGCCACCGAAUAUUACGCGCGAGACUUGAAGGUCCACGACCAGGAUGAGGAAGAUUCGCAUGACGAGAGGUUGUUCGAGAUGGAGUUGGCCGAGAAGAGGAGGAUCGCUAGUCGGUUGCUGGCUCUGGUCAGUAUUUGCCUGUGAUUCGCUGAGGACUUGGAACGAAGAUCGAGCUCACUCUCGACUCUUGUCUUUAGGUAUCCAACGCCGCCAUUAUAGGUCGCCUGAACCACCUCGCCUGGGUCGGUGACAUCGCAGGUCGAAUGCGGGACUUGUCUCUGACUAGUCUGCCGAGCUUUCUCGAGGUGUGUUGCUACUCCCCUGUCUCCCCCUGCUCGUCUGCUCAGCUUGCAUUUCUGCCCCUCACCCUUAACAGCACUUCACCACAACCUCCCACCCACACUUUGUCAUUCGCAUCUUGGCUCGUUACCUCGAGCUCACUUCACACCCCCUACCACCUCUCCAACUCGCCACCACGACCUCCUCCACCUCCGAAGCUCAAUCGGCCUCGUCCAUCCCAUCGCACUUAAGCGGCCUGCACGCCUCCCCUCGUCGAAGACCCAUGAGCCAACAAUCCUCUGUCGUCAGCCUCGAAGGAGGUGCCCCCCCUCCUUCUCCUGUCAAAGAUCUCUCCUCCGCUCUUCAAAACGUAACAAAGUCAAGAACGGACGAGUCAUCGGCCACGACGACCGUCGUCAUUCCUUCCGAGAUCCCCUAUUUCAACACUCGACUCUCCCUUCCUGCGAUUCUACAACUUCUUCGAGGGGUGCCUACCCAAUUCCCCCCAAGUUGGUCCACCACUUCACAUACACAAGGGACCCCCGUCCGUUCUCUUCCUCCCCGACGGAGGUCCGCAGCUGCGCCCGAGACAGAGGGAGGAGGAUCCAUGAAAGGCCCUUCAGUCGUGGAAAAGGCGUUGGAAAGAGCGGGGUUGGUCAAGAGAUAUUUGGUUGAGAUUUGGGGUGGGGAUGGGAGUGGGGUUGGGGAGGAGGAUGCGGAGAAGUGUGAGGAGGUUAUGGAUGAAGUUGAGCAGGGGUUGAGGAAGGGGGUUAGGUAG
Molecule: messenger RNA, 2243 nt
Organism: Microbotryum saponariae
Lineage: Eukaryota; Fungi; Basidiomycota; Microbotryomycetes; Microbotryales; Microbotryaceae
Source: the annotation of a GenBank genome assembly